Messenger RNA from Diospyros lotus (date-plum), 1918 nucleotides. RefSeq names its product 26S proteasome non-ATPase regulatory subunit 12 homolog A-like. The transcript is spliced from 12 exons. NCBI's taxonomy places the organism in Eukaryota, Viridiplantae, Streptophyta, Magnoliopsida, Ericales, Ebenaceae. Gene Ontology annotation, cellular component: cytoplasm; proteasome regulatory particle, lid subcomplex; nuclear proteasome complex. The coding region runs from base 144 to 1472 and encodes 442 amino acids. The record is from RefSeq and is a predicted model, not a curated record.
GCCCACAGAAGUUUUAAGACUGCAGGAGAGGAGAGUAUACUUGUGUCCUACGACAGAGUAUCUUCACUUUCUCUCUCUUAGGGCUUCUGAUUCAAAACCUUCUUCGAUCUGUUUUCAUUCCAACCCGACGAUUCGAAUUCAAGAUGGAGGUUGGAGGCGAUCUGGACUCGAAGAUAGAGUCUCUGUUGAAUGUGGAGAAACAGAUGAGGCUUGCCGGCGAUGUAGCCGGUACCAAGAAGGCCGUCACUGAGAUUCUGCAGCUUUGCUUCGAAGCUCGUGCUUGGAAGACCCUCAAUGACCAGAUUGUCUUGAUUUCCAAGCGCCGUGGUCAGUUGAAGCAGGCUGUAACCUCAAUGGUCCAGCAAGCAAUGCAGUAUAUCAACGAGACACCAGAUCUUGAGACUAAGAUCGAGCUCAUUAAGACACUCAAUAGUGUAUCAGCAGGGAAGAUAUAUGUUGAGAUAGAGAGAGCGCGAUUAAUCAAAAAACUCGCAAAGAUUAAGGAAGAACAAGGACAGAUAGCUGAGGCUGCUGAUUUAAUGCAAGAAAUUGCUGUGGAAACGUUUGGAGCAAUGGCAAAAACUGAAAAAAUAGCGUUCAUUCUUGAUCAAGUUCGUCUGUGUUUAGACCGCCAAGAUUAUGUACGAGCACAAAUCCUUUCUAGAAAAAUCAGUCCAAGAGUUUUUGAUGCUGAUACUUCAAAAGAAAAGAAGAAGCCUAAAGAAGGCGAUGCUAUUGUGGAAGAGGCUCCAGCUGAUAUUCCAUCAUUAUUGGAAUUGAAGCGGAUCUACUAUGAAUUAAUGAUAAGGUACUACUCACACAGCAGUGAUUACCUUGAAAUAUGUCGCUGUUACAAGGCAAUAUAUGAGAUUCCCUCUGUCAAAGAAGACCCAGCUCAGUGGAUACCGGUCCUAAGGAAAAUAUGCUGGUAUCUAGUUUUGUCACCCCAUGAUCCAAUGCAAUCGAGUCUGUUGAACUCUACGCUGGAGGAUAAGAAUCUUUCAGAAAUUCCUCAUUUCAGGUUGCUGUUGAAACAGCUUGUUACAAUGGAGGUGAUACAGUGGACCUCUUUGUGGAAUACAUUCAAGGAUGAGUUUGAAAAUGAAAAAAACAUGCUUGGUGGCCCUCUAGGUGACAAGGCAGCUGAAGAUUUAAGACAGAGAGUGAUAGAACAUAAUAUCCUCGUUGUCUCUAGGUACUACUCGAGGAUUACUUUGAAGAGGCUUGCUGAGUUGCUUUGUCUCAGUAUUCAGGAGGCUGAAAAACAUCUUUCAGAAAUGGUUGUCUCUAAAGCUUUGGUAGCAAAGAUUGACCGGCCAAUGGGCAUAGUCUGUUUCCAGGCAGCCAAGGACAGCAAUGACAUUUUGAAUUCGUGGGCUAUGAAUUUAGAGAAGUUGCUUGACCUUGUGGAGAAGAGUUGCCACCAAAUCCACAAGGAAACUAUGGUUCACAAAGCUGCCCUGAAAGUCUGAAGACCUGGUGGAAGUAAUUGCAAGGUGCCGCUGUGUUCCGCCAUGUUUUGAAGACCAAUUGACAGAAACCAUAACCUUGGUCUUGUUAAAGUAGGAAGAGAUUGUGCUUCACUGCUCACCUCCAUCCUUUGGGUUUACUGAGCUCGAUUUGAUUCCACAUGGUUUCUGCUUGUCCUUUCUGUGUCAUUUCUCACUCCCCCCCCCCCCCCCCCCCCCCCCCCCCCCCGAUUUAUUCAUCAUAAUAUUAGAUUGAUAGCUGUGAUCUCAAAAACAUGGACAUAUGCGUAAGAAACUUGUAUUUGUCUAAUGCUGGAAUGAGCCAUGAAGUGGUUGGAGAUUGUUCACUUCAUACGGUGCAAUACUUACUGUCAAUUCGUUAGAAUUGAUUCACCAACUGGAUGGACAUUUUUCUUUUUUCAAGUAUCAAAUAUUUGCCUUCCUACUCC